UCCUUUUAAUGGUUGCAGACCUCCUUUCUCUUGAAUCAUGAGGGAUGAAAUUGCAACAGCAGUUUUCUUUGUCACAAGACUGGUGAAAAAACAUGACAAAUUGAGUAAACAGCAAGUAAAAGACUUCGCAGAAAAGCUGAUGACGAUCUUGUUUGAAACCUACAGAAGUCACUGGCACUCUGACUUCCCUUCCAAAGGGCAAGCCUUCAGGUGUAUCAGGAUAAAUAAUAUUCAGAAUAAAGAUCCCAUUCUAGAAAGGGCUUGUGCUGAAAGUAAAGUGGAUUUUUCUCUCCUGGGACUUCCAAAGGAGAUGACCCUAUGGGUAGAUCCCUUUGAAGUGUGCUGUAGGUAUGGUGAGAAAAAUCACCCAUUUACAAUCGCUUCUUUUAAAGGCAGGUGGGAGCAACGGGAGCUUUCCCAACGGAUCAGCUGUGCCGUUAAUAGAGCCACUUUAGACCACUCCUCUGGCGUUUCCUCCGAUGAAGAAAGUUGUAACAAAGAACCUCAGAUCAUUCCUAAAGUGAGCAAUCCAAAGAGUAUUUACCAGGUUGAAAACUUGGAACAGCCCUUUCAAUCUUGGUUCCAUGUCUCCCGCAAAAAGAAUAUGGCAGAUGGCCGCAUGGGCCUCCUAGGGAACACUUAUCAUGCACUGCAUAAAAAUCCCAAGGGUCCGAGGCCUGCUCCUGUCCCCCGGGUGGACAGGUACCACUGGGUCAACAUGAACCGAUAAUGCAGUGGCUGGGCACUCGGUGGGAUGGAGCUCAGAGGAGCUGCUUCAUUUUCUUUAAAACAAAAGGGAGUUUAAGGUUGAGAGGCCCAUGAAACAGAAAAAGUAAUCCCAUCAGGGACUAGGGUGGCAUAAUGGUGAAUCCUCUCACACAGAUCAUGACUAUGUUCUUAGCUGUACUUUUUAACUCUUACUUAAUUUUAUGUGAAGUUUUAUGUAACACUAAUGAAUGUAUUCAGUAAGGUAAUAGAAUGAAGAUAUUGACCUGUGAUAAGAUUCAAUGAAUUAUGAAAAGUAACAGUUUAAAUAAACAUACUAUGUUUUUAAUACCUUUUCUAGUUCAGUGUUUUUGCAAGAAAGCUUCGAAAGUUUGUGUUUCUUCAUUAGCCAUUAAGGCAGGUAGACCUUCACCUGGGGAAGUGUGAUCCCCAUGAUACGGUCUCCUGGCCACACUCUGUUACCCAUCAUUGCUGCUC
Messenger RNA from Mirounga angustirostris (Northern elephant seal), 1203 nucleotides. RefSeq names its product BTG anti-proliferation factor 4 (gene BTG4). NCBI's taxonomy places the organism in Eukaryota, Metazoa, Chordata, Mammalia, Carnivora, Phocidae. Gene Ontology annotation, cellular component: nucleus; cytoplasm. The record is from RefSeq and is a predicted model, not a curated record. Gene Ontology annotation, biological process: negative regulation of mitotic cell cycle; negative regulation of cell population proliferation. The coding region runs from base 38 to 730 and encodes 230 amino acids. The transcript is spliced from 4 exons.